Molecule: messenger RNA, 477 nt
Organism: Ostrea edulis (European flat oyster)
Lineage: Eukaryota; Metazoa; Mollusca; Bivalvia; Ostreida; Ostreidae
Product: death-associated inhibitor of apoptosis 2-like
Exons: 1
Coding region: 1-477 (158 amino acids)
Biological process (GO): negative regulation of apoptotic process; regulation of cell cycle; positive regulation of protein ubiquitination
Cellular component (GO): nucleus; cytoplasm
Molecular function (GO): ubiquitin protein ligase activity; cysteine-type endopeptidase inhibitor activity involved in apoptotic process
Source: RefSeq, a predicted model, not a curated record
AUGACGGACUACGAAUCACUACAUAACCCGGGUACACCACGUUAUGCUCUACUGUCAGAUCGAGUAGCGUCGUUUGAAAAUGCUCCCGAACACUUGCAGAAGCUAUUACCUACCAUUGCAGAAGCGGGAUACUUUUACAAAGGGUACGGGGAUAACACGUGCUGUUUUUAUUGCAACUUUGGACUUCACCAUUGGGGAGCUGUCGACAAUCCUUGGAUACAACAUGCUUAUUGGUAUCCUCACUGUCCUUACCUGAAGUGUAAUAAGGGUAAACAAUGGGUACGUCAAAUGUUCGACGCCGUUAGCCGAAUGCGAGACACGGGGAAGAAUUGGGGAGACUUGUCUGUAGACAGUGUGGAGAAUCCGGCUACGACGACGGAGAAAUGUCAUCUGUGUUUAGAACGAGACUUGAGAAUAGCUUUUUUACCUUGUGGUCAUUUAUGUACUUGUGCUAUAUGUGCUACGGGACUGAAAUAA